CACAAGUUUGGCCCGAAAAAACCAAAGACAGAAGAGAAGCCAGCCACAGCUUUGGCACCUCGACUUCGGUUCGGCAAUAUACUUUUUUUUCUACUCUGCUCGAAAGAAAUUAUACAAAAAAAAAAGAAACGCUUUUUUAACCCGCGCCCGCCAUUGUCAAGAGAAAAAUCCAACAAAAAAAAAAGAAAAGCAUACAAAAAAAAAAACUUUCCUUUUAGCACAUGGGUUUUUUAUAAACUCGUCACCAUAAUCGGCAAAUUCGCAUAAAAGAUAUACUGGAAAAAAAGGUCAUCCGGAAAAAAGAGAGAGAAAUCCUAUAAACGAAAAAACUAAAUUAAACUAUAUUAUAUAGCUCAUUUCUCAUGAGAUAAGUUAUAAGUUUUCUCGGGUUAAAUUUUCACAAAAGAAAAAAAAAAAAGUGUUGACUAGACAUUAAGUCGUCUCGUCUCCGCUCAUCGUCGUUGUCUUCUCCCAGUCGUCGUCGUCGUCGUUGGUCGUCGGUUGAUUCUUCUUCCUUCUUCUUGUGUAUACAAUUGGCAUUGCACUUUCAUUGAUUUUUCGUGAAAUCCACUUACCCUAGUCCAGAGCAGAGUCAUAGCCAAUUGUUAUAUAGGUACUCUCCUCUUUAGAAAGUGUGAAUACCUACGUUCUCUAGGAAAACCAUUUUUUCUUGCACUGCCCCCAGCAGCGACUUGAGACUCUUUUUUGUAGUCUUUUUAAAUUCAGUAAUUGUAGACUUUGCUGUGUCAUCAGUCGUUUGUUCGCCUCUGGUUGUCGUCGUCGUCAGUCGUCGCACGCGUUCCGGGCUCCUCUUUUUUUGUUCACUUGGGGAUCCUCUUGUGCAGAAAAAAAAUCUCAUAAUUCGUCAUCAUCGUCGACAACGCCGCUGCCGACACCCUCUUUCCGAUUUCGCUAAAAGAAGACGUGGUUCUUAUAUCGAAUCGAUGUGCUUGCUUCUGACUAAUUACAAACAAAUGCUUUAUUAAAAUUGCAAAAAUUGCGUUGAUUGAAUCUAUUUUUAGGGACAAAAGAGCCUUUUUUCUAAUUCCCAAGGCGACAAGUGCGUGUUUUUUGGUUGCACUCUUUGGCACAGGAACAAUCCAAUUACAAUAUUGAGUUUUUUGCUAAUUUUGCCCAAAGGUAUUCGCAUACCGAACGAGGCCAUAAAACAUUUUUUAAAUUAAAUAAGACAAAUAAAGUGUUUUCAAUUAAUUAAAAAGGACUUUAGCAUUUUUUUUUUCCUUCGAACUUGAAAAGAAACUUUUCCACAAGAAUGGUCAAUGCCAAGAGUAGUGUUAACUUACAAUCAACAAACUCUACGAAUGCUGAUGAUAAGGCAGCUAAUCAACAGCAGCAUGCUGUAAAGUUAAUACCAAUUACAAGUGUAUUAACAACUGUGGCUGAAAAUGCCCGAAUUGCACAACAACUUUUGCUACAGCAACAACAUCAGCAACAGCAACAACAACAACAGCAACAGCUGCCAUCUGAAAUGCCACACGAGGAUGAGGAGCGUCUGGAGAAAUUAUUUAAUAGCCUUGAUCGCGAUGGCAAUGGCAAAAUUGAUAUACAUGACCUAUCCGAUGCACUUAAAGAAUUUGGAUUGUCAAGUGUUUAUGCAGAGACUUUUCUUAAACAAUCUGACAAAACUCAAAGCGGAGAUGUUGGCCUUGCUGAAUUUGUGCAUUAUGUGCGUGAGCAUGAAAAGAAUCUUCGACUUCAAUUUUCUCAUUUGGAUAAAAAUCGUGAUGGAAAAGUUGACUUGGAAGAGUUGAUUUCAGCAUUUAAAGAUUUAGGUAUUGAAGUUGAUCAAGCUGAAGCAAAGCAUUUACUAAAGAGAAUGGAUCAAGAUGGAAGUUUAAAUAUAAGUUAUAAUGAAUGGCGAGACUUUUUGCUACUAGCGCCAUCAACAGACAUUCAUGGUUUAAUUAAAUUUUGGCGGCAUUCUACUUACCUCGAUAUUGGCGAAGAUAUGAAUGUACCUGAUGACUUUACACAAAGUGAAAUGCAAAGUGGGAUGUGGUGGCGACAUCUAGCGGCUGGUGGUAUAGCUGGAGCUGUUUCGCGCACUUGUACAGCACCUCUAGAUAGGAUAAAAGUAUUUUUGCAGGUCCAAACAUACAAAGCAAAAAUCUCAGAUAGUUUAAGAUACAUGCUCCAAGAGGGUGGCACACGCAGCAUGUGGCGAGGUAAUGGCAUCAAUGUUCUCAAAAUUGCACCCGAAUCAGCUCUCAAAUUUGCUGCUUAUGAAAAAAUCAAACGGCUAAUACGUGGCGAUGAGAAACGACAAAUGACCAUAAGCGAACGCUUUCUAGCCGGUGCAUGCGCCGGCGGUAUUAGCCAAACAGUCAUCUAUCCCAUGGAAGUAUUAAAAACUCGACUGGCACUUCGCAAAACUGGCCAAUACACAGGUAUAGCCGAUGCGGCUAAAAAAAUUUACUGCAAAGAAGGUUUGCGCAGCUUCUAUCGCGGCUACAUUCCAAAUAUGCUCGGCAUUAUACCCUACGCUGGCAUUGAUUUAGCCGUUUAUGAAACACUGAAAAAGAAAUACCUUAGUACACAUAAUAAUGCCGAAAAUGAACAGCCAAAUUUUAUGGUACUUUUAGCAUGUGGUAGUGCAUCUAGUACACUUGGUCAAGUGUGUUCCUAUCCAUUGGCAUUAGUAAGAACACGAUUACAAGCUCAAGUCGUAAGCAAAACCAAAGCCAUUUCAAUUGAUUCCACUGUAGCCGCAUCAAUUAAAACCACUGAUGACAAUAUGCUGGAUGUAUUUAAACGGAUUCUCCGAACUGAGGGAGUCUUUGGCCUCUAUCGCGGUAUAACGCCAAAUUUCAUCAAAGUCCUGCCAGCUGUAUCUAUUAGUUAUGUCGUGUACGAGUACACAAGUCGAGCAUUAGGUGUCAAUAUGACGUGAUUUAAUCACACCACAAUAAUGCUCUCUAGCUUUAAAGAAAAAACCCUAAGUGAUACUAUGAUUAUUUAUUUUUAUUAAUAUAGUAGCAAUUUUAUUUUAGAAAAAAAAAAAAACAAAAAACAAAAAACUUAACAAAAUAAUACAUAAUUUAAAAAAGAGAUAAAAGAAAAGAAAACAGACAUAAAAAACUGUUAAACAAAAAAUAACGAGAAACCUGAGAUAUAACAAAGAAAAGAAUAACAAACAAACACAUUUUUGACUUUUUUUAGAAUAAAAAUUAUAAUGAUAAAUAAAAUAUUUUAUUUUUCUUUAGAAAAUGCAUUUUGACAGUGCAAUGUUCGAUAUAUAUAUAAACGUCCAUUGCUUUGAGGCACUUCACCUUAUUCCUUAAAAAAAAAAAAAAAAAAAACAAAAAAAGAACAAAGAAAAACAAAAAAACUGAGGCUUACUUGCUAAAUAAAGGCCAGUAUGAAUAUCAAAAAAAAAAAAAAAAUAAAGUAAGUUCUAGAUGUUGCUUAAGUUUAAGGCUAUAAACCCAUUAUGGAAUAAAAAGUAUCUUCGAAAAUAUAUAACUUAAGCGAUAAAGUUCUCUUAUUUUUUAUUCAUACGGCCCAAAAAGUCUUAAUUAAAUAAAUACAUUAUU
Molecule: messenger RNA, 3554 nt
Organism: Episyrphus balteatus (marmalade hoverfly)
Lineage: Eukaryota; Metazoa; Arthropoda; Insecta; Diptera; Syrphidae
Gene: SCaMC
Product: calcium-binding mitochondrial carrier protein SCaMC-2
Exons: 7
Coding region: 1274-2911 (545 amino acids)
Biological process (GO): transmembrane transport
Cellular component (GO): mitochondrial inner membrane
Molecular function (GO): ATP transmembrane transporter activity; calcium ion binding
Source: RefSeq, a predicted model, not a curated record